AUGUCUAGUGAAGUUAGUGAAUACGCUCCGCUGUAUGCCCCUUUCUUUGGGUUUGCCGGUUGUGCUGCGGCUAUGGUGCUUUCGUGCCUUGGUGCGGCCAUCGGUACGGCCAAGUCGGGCAUUGGGAUCGCUGGUAUCGGUACGUUUAAACCUGAAUUGAUUAUGAAAUCGUUGAUUCCCGUUGUGAUGAGUGGUAUCCUGGCUAUCUAUGGUCUUGUAGUGGCCGUGUUGAUCGCGGGAAAUAUGUCUCCGUCAGAGGAUUAUACUCUAUUUAAUGGAGCUAUGCAUUUGAGUUGCGGAUUAUGUGUUGGAUUUGCGUGUUUGAGUAGUGGGUAUGCGAUUGGUAUUGUUGGGGAUAUUGGAGUGCGUAAAUUCAUGCAUCAGGCGCGGCUCUUUGUGGGUAUCGUGCUUAUCCUGAUCUUCUCUGAAGUGCUGGGAUUGUACGGUAUGAUUGUUGCAUUGAUUCUGAAUACCAGAGGUUCCGAGAAAUAG
Messenger RNA from Torulaspora delbrueckii, 492 nucleotides. RefSeq names its product H(+)-transporting V0 sector ATPase subunit c' (gene VMA11). Bases 1 to 492 code for a protein of 163 amino acids. The record is from RefSeq and is a predicted model, not a curated record. Gene Ontology annotation, molecular function: proton-transporting ATPase activity, rotational mechanism. The transcript has a single exon. Gene Ontology annotation, biological process: proton transmembrane transport. Lineage: Eukaryota; Fungi; Ascomycota; Saccharomycetes; Saccharomycetales; Saccharomycetaceae. Gene Ontology annotation, cellular component: proton-transporting V-type ATPase, V0 domain.